AUGAAGCUUCUAAGGAACAAGAAGCAUCGAGGAUAUACUCAUACUCUAGAUGAAUAUUUGGAUCCUAUCAAUCAAGUACAGGGAGAUUACAGGGAGGGAUAUUAUAUUGGUGUUGAAGUACCCAAAGAUGAUUCUGACACAGAAAACCCAUUUUACGGGCCAAAUGUUUGGCCCUCGACAGGCAACUUGGACUUUGCUCUUUUGUCUAAUCACAUUAAUUUUUCUCAUCUUUCUAUAUAUGCAUUCAGUGAGGUGGCAAAAGCAAUUGCAAGACUCAUAGCCCUUGCACUUGACCUUGGGGCAACUUUUUUUGAUCAGCAAGAAAUGCUUGGCAAGCCUAUUUCCAUGUUUCGCCUACUACAUUGUGAAGGUCUAAUAUCUGGUCCCACAAAGGGAUUAUAUGGAGCUGUUGCCCAUUCUAAUUUUGGUUUGGUUACCCUCUUGGCUACGGAUGAUGUUGCUGGUCUCCAAAUAUGCAAGCAUAAGGAUGUCAAACCUCAGAUCUGGGAACAUGUGGCACCAUUGAAAGGAGAAUUUAUUGUAAAUCUCGGUGAUAUGCUGGAGCGCUGGAGCAACUCUAUGUUUAGGUCGACAUUGCAUCGAGUUUUGGGGAAUGGUCAAGAGAGAUAUUCUGUAAGGCCCUUCGGAAGCUUUUAA
This is a messenger RNA of Ilex paraguariensis (yerba mate), 657 nucleotides long. The record is from the annotation of a GenBank genome assembly. Lineage: Eukaryota; Viridiplantae; Streptophyta; Magnoliopsida; Aquifoliales; Aquifoliaceae.